Molecule: messenger RNA, 1474 nt
Organism: Drosophila hydei
Lineage: Eukaryota; Metazoa; Arthropoda; Insecta; Diptera; Drosophilidae
Gene: MRG15
Product: nuA4 complex subunit EAF3 homolog
Exons: 4
Coding region: 65-1444 (459 amino acids)
Biological process (GO): regulation of DNA-templated transcription; chromatin organization
Cellular component (GO): nucleus; NuA4 histone acetyltransferase complex
Source: RefSeq, a predicted model, not a curated record
UUUUAGGACUGCCAACCUGAUCAAAUCAGCUGCGACGCUUUGGCAUAUAUUUUCAAUAAAAACAAUGGGAGAAGUUAAACCCGUAAAAAUGGACAACUGGGCGCCAACUGAUUCUACUACAUUAUUUGCUGACGGGGAGCGUGUGCUUUGCUUUCACGGACCGCUUAUCUAUGAAGCCAAAGUACUCAAAACAAAACCGGAAAGUUCGCCGGUUGAAUAUUAUAUACACUAUGCGGGCUGGAGCAAAAACUGGGAUGAGUGGGUGCCAGAGAGUCGUGUGCUAAAAUAUAAUGACGAUAACGUUAAGCGUCAAAAGGAGCUCGCACGACUGUACGUUGAACGCUCAAAGAAAGACAACAAAAAAGGCAGUGCAAAGGCUAAAAAAAUGGAGCAUGUGGGCAAUGAAUCUCGUGCAUCGACACCCUCCAAGGAUAGCAGCCAAACCCAGCCGUCAACUGGCGUCACCAGUGCUACAACUAGCACACCUAUCGCUGCUGGACAAUCGAAGACUAAAAAUGAUGGCAGCAACACCAGCAGCAACAGCAGCACGACAACCAAUAAUACCUCCAUCACGAGCACAACUAGUCGAAGUAAUCGCAAGUCCACACAAUCUGCUACAGCUGCAGUGCGUCCAAGCACGCCAAGUGCUGACAAAAAGGACGAUUCAGCAGCUGCCGAAAACACAGAAGAGGAGGUCACUACGCCCUCAGUGCCGCCACCGCCGCCUAAAGCUAAACGUAUGAGCUCUCAAAAUAGCAACACAGAACAACGUUCAGCCUUAAGUGGCAAUGGAACUGAGGCAGCCACAGCACAUCAGUCAACAACAACAACAGCAGCAACAGCAACAACGCCAACAGCAGCAACGACAACUACAACAACAAUAGCUGAUGCACCUUGUGUGGAGAGCGAAGAAACCUACACAGCAAAACUUGAAGUAAAAAUAAAGAUACCCGAUGAGCUAAAGCACUAUCUGACAGAUGACUGGUAUGCGAUAGUUCGUGAGCACAAGCUAUUGGAGUUACCGGCCAAGGUGACGGUACAGCAGAUAGCAGAACAGUAUUUGGCGCAUAAGAAGUCAGUGAAAUCGACCAGUGCCAGUAAAGAGGUGGCUAUUAAUGACGUUCUCGAUGGCAUUAUCGAAUAUUUCAAUGUGAUGCUUGGCUCCCAGCUGUUGUACAAGUUCGAGCGCACCCAGUACGCAGACAUAAUGCAAAAGAAUCCGGAUACGCCGCUGUCCGAGCUAUAUGGCUCCUUUCAUUUAUUACGCUUGUUUGUGCGACUUGGCUCAAUGUUGAGCUACUCGGCGUUGGACCAACCGGCCAUGCAAACCCUGUUAGCACAUUUGCAUGAUUUUCUCAAGUUUUUGGUGAAGAAUAGCGCUAUGUACUUCAACAUGACAAACUUUAUUAAUGUCGAUCCGGAAUAUGUGCGUAAUGCUCAGUAGAUGUAGCUAAGUAAACAACUUAAGCCGCUC